This is a messenger RNA of Talaromyces stipitatus ATCC 10500, 1991 nucleotides long. RefSeq names its product histone-lysine N-methyltransferase (Bre2), putative. Bases 1 to 1923 code for a protein of 640 amino acids. Gene Ontology annotation, cellular component: Set1C/COMPASS complex. Lineage: Eukaryota; Fungi; Ascomycota; Eurotiomycetes; Eurotiales; Trichocomaceae. Gene Ontology annotation, molecular function: transcription cis-regulatory region binding; protein binding. The record is from RefSeq and is a predicted model, not a curated record. The transcript is spliced from 2 exons.
AUGGCGUCCACCCAGUAUGGCAUCGGUUCCUCAGCCGCCUCGUCAGGAAUCAACUCCCCAGCUCCAAGCGUCCCAAAUAUGACCGAUACGCAAGCACCCAAAGCUUCUCCAGCGCCCAGUGUUCCCACAACGACAGGCGAGCAACGAUCGAAACGAAACAAAAGAGACAGUCGCAAAAAGCGUGAGGCCAAGGGACUCGAUACAGAUGUCACUGCGUUGCCACCUAGAAAGAAGGCAGCUCUCGCAGCAGCAGCUUCAGGGAGACCUUCUACAUUAUUGUCUAUGCUUAGGCCGGCAUUACUCGCAGAACCUCGAACGAAGUCAUCGAAUGUUAUAGGACAGAGCUGGGAUUUUUACGAGGUUGUCGAUAAACUCACCAACAAGAAUGGAUUUCGGUAUAGUUAUGCGAUUUCCGAUCCGAAGUUUACGAAUAUAAAAUAUCGACAGACGGAUGUGGCGCCUUAUCAUGCUCGUUUUAGCUUUGAGGAUUCUCCGGCGGCAAUUGCGUUUACGAAAGAUGGUCUGGCGGUUACAACAACUGAUGCAUGGCACUCUGCUCGAGCAAAUGUAUGCGCGCGCGAAGGGGCGUAUUACUAUGAAGCGAAGGUGAUCAGUGGUAUUGUUAAGGAUCCGCAACCUAACGGUUCUGAGGGAAAUACUUCUCCUGCGUCUUCAAGAGGUCAUGUAAGACUGGGAUUUGCGCGCCGAGAGGCAGAACUUGACGUCAACGUUGGGGUUGACUGUUAUGGAUAUGGUAUUCGCGACGUGAACGGGGAGGUCAUAAAUCGCAUGCGUUGCGAACACUUUUUCGACAAAGGCGAGAGCAUUGCCGAGGGAGAUGUUAUUGGCUUACUUAUCACAUUACCUCCUCUAUCAGUCCAUAAAAAGGUCGCCGAGGGGACAUACGAUCCGUCUGCCGACAAGCAGCCCACUAAAUAUCCCACAGUCACGAACUUCAUUCGGGAUCGAGUACCUUUUCACCUCAAAUCUGAUUUCUGUUGGCAACAAUCCAACAUAUACCCAUCCAAACAACUCCGCGAUUAUGCGUUCAACCUAAAAGAGACGCCUACAUUUGGACCCCCCUCUCCAUUCAAUAGCGAAGACGCAUCCCUUCGCACUUUACCCGGUUCAAGUAUCACAAUAUUCAAAAACGGAGUGAAAAUGGGAACACCAUUCAAAGAACUCUUUGCCUUCUUACCACCAGCUAGUCGCCUCACAAACGGCACCAAUAACUUGGGUAUUGGCGAACGAGAGAAUGCGGAUGAUGGCAUGAUCGGGUACUUCCCUACAGUCAGCUGUUACGGUGGCGGGGCAGUUGAAUGCAGAUUUGAGCCUCCGUGGUGGUUUGGUCCGCCGCCCGUUGUGGAAACUGACGAUUCAAAGGAUGAGGAACAUAAGAACGAGGAAGUAACAGUCGUGAAACCGUUUGGGGAACGAUUCAACGAUCAGAUCGUGGAAGAUAUCGUGGCUGAUAUAGUCGAUGAGAUUGAGGCGAUGUUCUUAUGGGGUAGUGAAACUACAGAUACGGACCUGGCCAUGAGAGGAGCCAAUAAUGCUGGCGCUGCUGUUGCAAAACAGAAUGGCAAACAUCAUGCUCUUCUUAGUCCUGGUAAUACCUCUGCAAGUGCGGCUACAGUUCCGACAGUGAUCAGCACUGAGUUUGUUGAUGGCUCGUCGUCGACUGUCGUGCCUGCAACUGGCCAGCGGAGUGUUGAUGUUGUGCAAGAGGGCGUGGGCGCGGUGUAUGAAGCUGCUAUGUUGGCGACUGAUGCGCCGCCUACUGUUACAGUGAAUGUAGGGACGGAGGAACAAGGGACGAGUAAUGAUAUAAAUGGGAAUGGGGAUCACAUGUCCGGCCUGGUUACAGGGACCGUACUUGGAAGCGUAGGGAAUGGGCAUGAUGAGGAUGUUGAGAUGACUUAGAUAUCUCUAGAAGACAAUCAAAUCAUCCCUUUGUAGAGGAAAUGUAUUCAAACAAACCUAUGGUAUCU